Messenger RNA from Pseudozyma flocculosa PF-1, 981 nucleotides. RefSeq lists its product as uncharacterized. The transcript is spliced from 2 exons. Bases 1 to 981 code for a protein of 326 amino acids. NCBI's taxonomy places the organism in Eukaryota, Fungi, Basidiomycota, Ustilaginomycetes, Ustilaginales, Ustilaginaceae. The record is from RefSeq and is a predicted model, not a curated record.
AUGUCCAUCAACUGGAUGGGCAGCAAAGGGCUGAAGCUGGCCGUUCCCAACGAGCGACAGGACCGUCACCUACAGCAGCGCUUCUUCGGAGCACGCUCCCGCCGCCUUCUGGACAAGCCUCCGUCUCAGCUCGAGCGCCAAGAGCCGCCACCAUCUUCGGCCCUGGCGUCCCGAUCCACCAAGGCCAGACACCUCAACGCCCCUGCUCCCGCAUCGCUCAUGUCGGCCCAACCACCCUGGCCAUCGCAACAAGAAGACGAGGAGCCGUUCCUGCUCAAGGGGGCGUACACCCGCGUCGAGGCCCCCGGCACGACCCGCUACGAGCGCAGGAGGGCAAGACUUCUGUCGCACAGCUCCUGGCUCGAAGCCCUCGAGCUGCACCGCAGCGACCAGCUUCAUCGAGACGAUGUCGCCGAGAGACCCAAUGUCGACCAAGGUCGGAACAGCAUGAUCCAGGACGACGAGCUGCUCGAGGACCGCGAAGACGAAGCAUCGGACGGUGACAAGUCGAGCGUCGAGUCCAUCGACCUGUUGCCCGUCUCAAACCAGCCCAGCAGCGCCCCGGAGUCGGACGCGGCGCUGGCAACGUGGCCGGCCUCCGAUGGUGACGACCAGACCUGGCCCUUUGAUGCAGCCACGCUGGCGAGCCUGUACGACGAGUCUUUGAGCAGCUCGCCAAAGGCAUCAGAGACAUCUGGCCGUCUGUCGGGCUGGAGCUUCGAGGACAGCAACCUCGAGUCUACCAGCCGACUGUCAAGCCCCCUCUGCCUGUCCUAUCCACCGGCGGACUUCUGGUUCUGCGUGCCGGUCUCGUGGCACCGCAACGACAGGCCCCUCGAGAUUGACGUGGCAGGCUUUGAUGAGGACCACCGAUCGAUGAUUGUGGCGGCGCAGCAGUCCAGGCAGAUGAUUUGGGACGCGGUGCUCGGCCGUCCGCCUCGUGCCCCCCGCGAGGCUCAGCAGAGCGCCUCACAAGGCUGA